CGCCAGCGGUGACGUGGGCGGCGGUGGCGUCGCCCUCAGCCCGGGCGUCCAGUACAGUCCCCCACCACAGCCCGUGGGGUUUUAAAGGCGGGCCUCUUCGGGCGUCUGUCUCUCAUUAGGCGCCUACUACGUGCCAGGCACCGUACUAAGCGUCGUGACGGCCUCGUCGGUGGGGACCCCGCCGUCGUCGUCACAGGCCUAAGUAUAAGCCGUCAAGUUUAAAGACGAUCUGGACAAUCAUGGCAGAAGGCGGCUUUGAUCCCUGUGAAUGCAUCUGUUCCCAUGAACACGCGAUGAGGAGGCUUAUCAAUCUGUUGAGGCAGUCCCAGUCUUACUGCACAGACACCGAGUGCCUUCAGGAAUUGCCGGGACCAAACUCAUCUGGAGAGAAUGGCAUUGGUCUUACCAUGAUCAUGAUGGCCUGGGUAGUUGUCGCGUUGAUCUUGUUCUUGCUGAGACCUACUAAUCUAAGAGGAUCCAGCUCAGCUGGAAAACCAGCCAGUCCACAUAAUGUAAGCGGAUUUUCAAGAAACCUAUUCUGUAAAGUUCCACCGUUCCAAGGGACACGAACCACCCGCUCCUCCCGUGGACUAGACUUUGCACAGUGGAAAAUGAAGACCAGCCAACCCCCCGCACGACCAAACGGACAGAAGCGACCUGAGUACUCCAAGCCCCUCUAAGCGCCAUUGUCUUCUCGCGUUUUGCAUUUACAUUUCAGGACGGCAUCGUUUCACGAGCUCGUAGAAAUUUCACGUAUCUGGUUUCCUCUGUGAGAUCGGAUCCGAGUAGAUGAUCUCACGAAAGCUGGGGGUCUUUGGGGUUUUCGGGGUCCGCCAUACCUUUAAACAUUCCUCUCUUCUUUUUGCUUUGGGUGGUUUGUAGCCUCACUGAAGGACGGUUGUGAUUUCUACGUUGUACUUAAGAAGUGAUUUUGAGUCUCAGGCGGAUGCCUUCGUGUUUUGCACCGUUGUAUUUUUAAGUUCUCUGGAUUCAGCUGGGAUUAUAUAGAGGAGAGCUAGCAUCGGAUUUUUACUGACACUGACCCCCGUUGCUCGUAGAGGAGUCCCCCCCCCCCCCCCCCCCC
Molecule: messenger RNA, 1084 nt
Organism: Tachyglossus aculeatus (Australian echidna)
Lineage: Eukaryota; Metazoa; Chordata; Mammalia; Monotremata; Tachyglossidae
Gene: SMIM14
Product: small integral membrane protein 14
Exons: 5
Coding region: 240-680 (146 amino acids)
Cellular component (GO): endoplasmic reticulum
Source: RefSeq, a predicted model, not a curated record